Messenger RNA from Porites evermanni, 2186 nucleotides. The record is from the annotation of a GenBank genome assembly. Lineage: Eukaryota; Metazoa; Cnidaria; Anthozoa; Scleractinia; Poritidae.
AUGUUUUCUGGUCUCGAAGAUCCUCAGUGGGUGAUACCAACGACAAGCGAAGCGUACAAAGAUGUUAAGGUAUACCUACAAUCACAGACAAAAUUAGUUGGGAAGGUUGUACAACUUAACAGUAGUCCGUUUUAAUCCUGAAAAAACAGAGUUUUCUCUUUUGCUAAAUAUCCCCCGUCCCCCCUAUUCAAUGUUGGGAUAUAACAGAACAAUUGCGCGCACAAACAUUAACGUUUUGAUCAACAUUGGGCCAGGGGUGGGGGGAGGAAGAAAAAGAAGAGGUAAAAAAGGCAACCUUCCCAACACUUUUGACGAUGAUUGUAGAUCAAGCGAUACAGAAGGGCCUUACAUUCUCUUCCGGAGAUAUGCCUGCAAAGCUUGGCUACAGGGGCUUUCUAGUAAAAGAAGGGACUGGUCCCGAGCGGUUAAUUGUUGGUCCCAACACGAUACCCUUACAACUUCGUUUGCUAGAUACCGCACCCACCACGAUUUUGCUCGAAGGUGACCGCCAGGAUAUUGCGGAAGAGAUUUCCUCGGGUGCUGUCAUAGCUGAAAUCAGUGGUCGGAAGGCCAGACGCUGGGCACCUCCUUACGAGCCCUCGCAGUGGCAGACGGAACGAAGAAGGUUGUGCAACAACUGUUACAAUUAUGCAACUAUGAGAGCGACGGAUAACUUCGCGCAGCCUGGCCGUGGAAGUGGACAACCUUUCCACCCACGUUUUUUUAGAGGUCAAGACGUCAAAGAAGCUGCACAACGUGAUGGCUUGGAGGUAUAUGAUCCCCCGCUGGGAAGUGGCGAAGUUCGCAGAUUCCCCCUGGAAGGAAAACAUCUUGUCGCCCUUGUAGUUCGAGAUGGUUAGUAAAUCUUGAUGUUUUUUUUUAAUAGUAGAGAGUUUUAGAUCCGAGUUUACCGCGAACCUCUAACCGCUGGAGGUCACGUGACAAGUCUUUCGCGUCACGUUUGAGGUUUACGAUGUGCGUUUUCAACGUGGGGAGAUAGAUUUUCACGUAUGUCAUUUACCUGAAAGAUUUUAGAGUAUAAAUCUUGUUUUAUCCCACGUAAUGAUGCAAAAAUCUUGUGGAGCAAGUCUUUAUCCAUUAACAAAGGCACAAAUACGGGCGAAAUGCUAAAUUUGAUAAAUCCUAUUGGAUCUUGAAAACAAGCGCCAUUCAUGGCUGCUGGUUCAAAAUGGCGGCCGUAAAAUUACAAGAAGAACUAAUGUAAGAAUUUACAGCUCUUUGCUGCUAGAUAACCCGGUGUUACGGUAAAUUUCUUUUAUUUUCACUGAUUGAUUUUUCUUCUAUUUCUAAGUGGAAAAAUAAACCAGAAUCCACUUCUUUAAUCCACCACCAAUCUAAAUCGAAUUAUUUUUGAACGUUGAACCGCAAACGGGUAACGGCGAACCGCGGUUAGAGGUUCGCGGUAAACUCGGAUCUAAAACUCUCUAGUGGAAAGUUGGAUGUUCGAACCGCUAUGUGUUCUAAUUAAGGGACAAAAAAGGGAAUAACCAUAAAGUAUUACAGCCUUUCAUUAAAACAAGUCUGAAGUCACAUGAAUAACUAUUAAUAACGACUAUAACUAUAACUUAACCUUAAAUUCAGCCUCAAAAAAAAGUAUGUGUAAGAACAGCCUACCAUCAUGAAACAACUUCAUCUUCAAGGUAUAAUGUUCAUGCAUGGUUCUGGCAAUAGGACACACUUGUACCUCUGCGUGUCGACAAGUUAGCCUUGAAAAGCUAGAGCUAAUUCGUUAAGAUAACUAGGGUUCAUUCUUAAUACCCAGGCAAAACGAAUUGGAAUUAAAUUUAAAAUUUACAUUAAAUUAAAUUUAGUUCAUAAACUCAUUAAUAUUUCGGGUAGGCAUAUUGUCAAAUUUAACUUGGUAAUAUUUAUCACGUGUAAGGAUCCUUCACCCGUAAUAUGUGGAGGUUAAAGAAGUUAUUUUGUUGAAAUAAAAGUAAAAUUUUGAUUUAAAUAACACUGCCUGGCUUAAUUACGAACACCCCUUUAAUACACUUAAUAAGGGGUUUGACGUUACAAUCGGCUAAGAAAUCAAAUUACAGAACGUUUUGAUGCUCUAGUGCACAAGCUAAAUGAUAACAUCAACAAUAAAAUGAUUCUAUGUUGUUGCUACUAACUGCUAUGCUAUUUGUGUAUCCGCCCUUUUAGACACCUACAAACGCAGG